Messenger RNA from Penaeus vannamei (Pacific white shrimp), 1686 nucleotides. The record is from RefSeq and is a predicted model, not a curated record. NCBI's taxonomy places the organism in Eukaryota, Metazoa, Arthropoda, Malacostraca, Decapoda, Penaeidae.
AUGGAUUCCGAUGGAACAGUGUACCUGGGUCAGUUCUCCUCCAUGGUCAUCGGCGCUGUCCACGUGACCGACCUCGACGACUACGACCUCGAGGACAAGAGCUUCGAGGUUGACCCCAUGACCUCGUCCGACGUCGCCACCCACUUCCAGGUCGACCACGAGACCGGAAAUAUCACGAUGCUGAAGGGGACGCCGUCGGGGAUCCACGUCCUCCGGGUGAAGGUGCAUGACAACUUCCGAGGAGAAAGAGCAGUUGGCGAAGUUGUGAUUAACGUUGUGGAUCUGACGCUGGAUGCUGUCAUGCAGUCUGGCUCUCUCAGGAUCGCGAACAUGACGGCUAAUCAGAUGCUGCAGCACAAGACCGCCACGGGAGCGAGCCUCUACGAGCGCCUCAAGGAGGAGAUCGCCGGCCUCCACCACAUCCAGGAGGACCAAGUGGACAUCUUCACCCUGAGGGACGUGCCGAGGGCGUGGACGUGCGCUAAACUGCCACAGCUCCCCCUACUACACGGCCGCGAGACUAGAUGCUAUCAUGUUGCAGCGGAGACACAAGGUGCGUUCGGGGUCGGCGUGGCUUCUGGAUCGCGUUGGCAACAGCGCGUCCUUCCUCCCGACCACUAUUUCGCCUUGGACGAAAUUAUGGUGGAGAAAUCCCUCGGCGUCGACAUCCCGAUGAUCGACAUCAACCUGUGUCUGUACGAGGGCCUGUCCCCGUGCGGCGACCGGAGCUGCCAGCACACGAUGCGCCCGAACCUCACGGCGCCCCUCGUCGUCGCCAGCGAGACCUCCACCAUGGUCGGGGUGGACAUAACGGACGACUAUACCUGCGACUGCGGUGCUCUGGAGCCUCUUCCUUCGGUCUGCUUUGAGGGCUUCUGUUACAACGGAGGAACCUGUUACGUGGUCAACAGGACCCUCACGUGCACCUGUUUGGACGACACCAACUACGGCCCUCGCUGCGAGCUGAUGACGGCGAGGUUCGAGCGCGGCUUCGCCUGGUACGAGCCGCCGAACGUGUGCGAGAAUUCGACUUUCUCCAUGGUGUUCGAGACCAACGACGCCAGCGGGGUCCUCUUCUACACGGGACCCAUGGUGACGAGUCCCUGGGCAGACUACCCGAGAGAUUUCCUCUACGUGAUCCUCAAUAACUGGGUGUUGGAAGUGUACCUCGACCUCGGGUCCGGAACACUGAACAUGUCGAUUCCCAUUGAGGAGAACACCGCCAGAUCCUUCGAGUUCGUCCUCUCCUGGGACAAGAUCGAGAUCACGCUCGAGGUCCUGGACUGCGGCAUCAACGGGACCCUCGAGGUCUCGGACCCUUGCCGCAAGUCCCUCUUCCUGCCCGGCCCCUACCGCAGCACGAGGCACUUGCUGAACGUGCAGGGCCCGAUGCAGGUCGGAGGCACGUCCGCCCCGCUGAACUUCGAGAAGCUGUCUGCCUCCUACGGGUGGACACUCACGCCGCCCUACGUCUACACCUUCUCCGGCUGCGUGCUGGAGCUGCGCCACAACGACCGCCUCUACGACCUCAACGCCACGGACUACAGCAAGAAGACCUUCCAGCCAUGCGACGCCCCGAGGACUUCGAGGGUCGUGCUCGGCCAGCAGUCGGUCAUCAUCAUCCUGGCGAGCUUGCUGUGCCUUCUGCGUGAGUCGCCCUUUCCGUUCUGGUUUUGGCUGUCUUGA